Molecule: messenger RNA, 1382 nt
Organism: Populus euphratica (Euphrates poplar)
Lineage: Eukaryota; Viridiplantae; Streptophyta; Magnoliopsida; Malpighiales; Salicaceae
Product: syntaxin-132-like
Exons: 13
Coding region: 310-1224 (304 amino acids)
Biological process (GO): vesicle fusion; exocytosis; intracellular protein transport
Cellular component (GO): plasma membrane; SNARE complex; endomembrane system
Molecular function (GO): SNARE binding; SNAP receptor activity
Source: RefSeq, a predicted model, not a curated record
GUAGAGAAAAUUAAAAAAAAAAAAAAACUGACAACUAUUUCUCUCUGUCUCUGACAAUAAUUUCAACACGGGAACAGCAAAUCUAUUUUCCUUCUCUCUAAAAAGGAAAGGAAAGAAAAACUCCUCCUCCUCCUCCUCCUCCUCCUCCAUCCCUUAAUUAAGACCUGGGGUUUCCCCUUUUGUUUUAUCUGUUGAAAGUUAAAACAAAAUCCCGGUCUUAGUUAACAAGCAAUUGUUGUUUGUUUUUUAAGAAAAAAAUAACAAUAAGAAAAGGAGGCUUCUUUUUUUUCAGCUGCUGUUUCUUCAACAAUGAAUGACCUUUUGUCGGAUUCCUUUGAGAUCCCUCGGGGUCAGGGUUCCAGAGGCGGGGAUAUUGAGAUGGGAAUGAAUUCUGCAGACUUGGGCUUGGAGAGUUUCUUUAAAAAGGUUCAAGAGAUUGAGAAACAGAAUGAGAAGCUAGACAAGUUGCUCAAAAAGCUCCAGGAUGCACAUGAGGAGUCAAAGGCUGUGACCAAGGCUCCUGCCAUGAAAGGAAUCAAACAGCGAAUGGAGAAAGAUGUUGAUGAAGUUGGAAAAAUUGCUCGUUCAAUAAAGUCAAAACUCGAGGAACUUGACAAAGAGAAUUUAUCUAAUAGGCAGAAGCCGGGAUGUGGUAAAGGAACAGGUGUAGACCGAUCAAGAACCUCAACCACUAUAGCCUUGAAAAAGAAAUUGAAAGACAAGAUGGCUGAAUUUCAGACUCUUAGGGAAAACAUCCAUCAAGAGUACCGGGAGGUUGUUGAGAGGCGUGUUUUUACAGUGACGGGAACAAGAGCAGAUGAAGAGACGAUUGACGCAUUGAUUGAGACUGGAGACAGUGAACAAAUUUUUCAGAAAGCAAUUCAGGAACAAGGGCGAGGCCAGAUAACAGAUACUUUGGCAGAAAUUCAAGAGCGCCAUGAUGCAGUCAGAGAUCUGGAGAGGAAACUUCUGGACUUGCAACAGAUUUUUCUGGAUAUGGCUGUCUUGGUGGAUGCACAAGGGGACAUGCUUGACAACAUAGAAUCACAGGUCUCAAAUGCAGUAGAUCAUGUGCAGUCAGGGAAUGUUGCUCUCCAAAAGGCAAAGAAGUUACAAAGGAACUCCAGGAAAUGGAUGUGCAUUGCCAUUAUAAUCCUUCUUAUCAUUGUUGUCAUCAUCGUUGUGACCGUGCUUAAGCCAUGGAAUAACAAGAAGGGCGCUUAGCCCCUGUGGUCUUGUAUAAUGUACAAAUGUAAUGAGUUUGUGAGAUUGACCUUUGUAACCCUCCGGCAAUUUGUCAAUUUAUAUUUGAAGUCCGUGUUUGAAACUCAACAUGUCUGUCCAUUUUGUAUGAUAAAUUUGUUUGAGCGUGCCACUAUUAU